Molecule: messenger RNA, 1131 nt
Organism: Vanessa atalanta (red admiral)
Lineage: Eukaryota; Metazoa; Arthropoda; Insecta; Lepidoptera; Nymphalidae
Product: phosphatidate cytidylyltransferase, mitochondrial
Exons: 1
Coding region: 40-1050 (336 amino acids)
Biological process (GO): cardiolipin biosynthetic process; CDP-diacylglycerol biosynthetic process
Cellular component (GO): mitochondrion
Molecular function (GO): phosphatidate cytidylyltransferase activity
Source: RefSeq, a predicted model, not a curated record
AGGUCAGCUUACAAACAUCCUUGUAUUUUAUUACUAAUCAUGGCAUCUACAGCGGUAAAAGUGGCGGGUGCUGUAAAGGAUAUUUCUCCUCUUUAUUAUAGGAUACUAUCCAAAUUCCCGCAGAAUUUUACAUUCUGCUUUGCGUACGGAUCAGCUGUCAAGCCACAAAUAGGCAAUCAAAAGAAGCAUAAUAUGAUCGAUCUCAUAUACUGCGUUGAUAACUCAUAUCGAUGGCACGGCGCUAAUAUUGAGAUGAAUCCAUCCCAUUACUCAGCACUUCGUUUUCUUGGAAAAGGCUUUGUUGCAAGAUUUCAAGAGAAUUGGGGUGCUAAAGUUUACUUCAAUACUUUAGUGGACAUCAAAGAGGAAAAUGUAACUAUCAAGUAUGGUGUUGUCUCGCAAAAAGAUCUCAUUGCAGAUCUCCUAGACUGGAAUGACUUAUAUCUGGCAGGCAGACUUCAUAAACCAGUGGAGAUUAUUAAACAAACCAAUAGUUCCCACCUUCAAAAUGCACUCCAAUCAAAUUUACGUUCAGCUGUUCACACAACUUUAUUAAUUCUGCCCGAAACGUUUUCUGAGUAUGACUUCUAUUUUGCAAUCUCUAAUUUGAGCUAUGCUGGUGAUUUUAGAAUGACUUUUGGGGAAAACAAAAAUAAAGUUCGAAAUAUUGUUCAACCACAACUAUUGAACUUUCGAGAACUCUACAGGCCAAUCUUACAGCAAUUCCAUGCAUACGUAGAUUUUCCAACAGGCGAUGCUCAAUGUCAUCAAGACUUAAAUCCUGAAACUAAAUUGCAUCACCUUAUGCAAUUACCUAUGGUUCCCCAGCAAAGGAUAGUGAAGUUUUGGAAUCAUGGUGGACUUCAGCAAGACAUGGAGGAUGUUCUCCGAGCUGUAGCCUAUGACAUUGAUUGUGCAGUUAUAUUAAGACAAAUUUUAAAAGAUCUAGUUUGGCAGUCUAGUGUGAGACAGUCAUUAAAGGGAAUCCCCACAGCUGGAAUUUUAAAAUCAAUUCGUUACAGUGCAAAGAAAAUUGCAAAAAUGUUUUAAUAUUCUAGGAAUAAGUUAAUUGUAAAUAUAGUUUAAGAUGAUAAAAUCUAAAACAAUAAAGCUAUUGGAUUAUGUAAGUUA